Molecule: messenger RNA, 1389 nt
Organism: Penicillium angulare
Lineage: Eukaryota; Fungi; Ascomycota; Eurotiomycetes; Eurotiales; Aspergillaceae
Exons: 5
Coding region: 1-1389 (462 amino acids)
Biological process (GO): resolution of meiotic recombination intermediates; replication fork processing
Cellular component (GO): Fanconi anaemia nuclear complex; FANCM-MHF complex
Molecular function (GO): protein heterodimerization activity; chromatin binding
Source: RefSeq, a predicted model, not a curated record
AUGUCGACCCCGAAACCGCAUGGUCGUCGGUCCCUGGGCACCUCGGGUACUGGAGCUAAUAAUACCCCAUCUGCAGAAACAACAUUGACUGGGAUCCAACGUCUUCCCAACCAUUCACGAUUUCCACUUACACCUAGUCGCCUGGUGAGUCUUGCAUCACCACAUGGCCAGCGUUCUGCCUCUCGCCUUACCCCUCGCGCCCGAGGCGUGGCAGCUCCCGCAACGCCGUAUGGUCUUCGUGCGCGGCAGCAACGCGCCGCCAACACACCUGGUCGUGAUCGGCGGCGAAGUGGAAAAGUGCAGCGAGAGACAACAUUUGAUAUUCUGAAAAAUCUGGGUCGAGCCCUCGCACCCGUAUCUCGCCCAAUACAAUCCUCGCCACAAGAAGUACAAUUGCAUACAGAACAACCAAAAGAUGAGAUCGAAGAGCUUGACAACGAGCCAGAAAUUGAACGCCCGCGCCUUUCUUUGAAUAUCCAGGAAAGUGAAGAUGGGAGCGAAGAAGCGAACUCUGAAACGCCGCCUCGAAUGUCUCUUGCUUUUGAUGACGAUGAUAUUACAUAUCGAUCUGUAGAGUAUCCCCGAGACCUUGCCAUUCGAGAUCGUGAUCGACUUUCUAUGUUGCUUCCUGCUGGAAGAUUGAGCGAAAAUUUUGCGGGCGUUCAACUUGAAAGCGACUCUGAUGUCGUCGACAUGUCAGCUAUUCCAGAUGAUGACGAGGGGGCGGAGGACACGUUCGUUAGUGGAGGAGAAUUUGACCGAGGUGGAGAGACAGAGGAUCUAGGGCGAUUCCAUCUCGACUUCAAUUUUCCUUCUCCGACGGCAGCUCCAAUUGACGACCCGAUGGCUGAUACCAUCGUAAAUGUGGACGGAUUUGAAUUGUCCGCCGACGAUGUUCAACAAAUGGCCCAGUCGUCUCCGGCGCAAGAGUUUGGUGAUACCAAUGCAAUGUUCGGCUUCGCACAACCUGAAUCUCGAAGCCAGAGCCCAGACUUUCUUGGUGGAGGCUUGCGAGAUGAGGAUUUGCCCAUACAGAGCAAGGAGAAGAAGCUUUCUCGAUAUGGAAUUCCCGUUCCAAAGCUUCCUACUGGUGUCAUCAAGAAACUAGCAACUCGGUUCGGGCGAACAAAGGCAGGUUCAAAGAAAAAACUUAAUAAAACCACAAUGGCUGCUAUUGAGCAAGCAUCGUCGUGGUUCUUCGAGCAAGCCAGUAAUGACUUGGCUGGAUAUUCCAAUCAUGCACAACGAAAAGUAAUUGAUGAGAACGAUGUCACAAUGCUCAUGCGAAGGCAACGCCACGUCAACAGCUCGACAACUGUAUUUUCCUUGGCUCAGAAGCAUUUGCCAAAGGAGCUUCAACAGGAUAUGAGAUUAGCCAUGCCCCCGUGA